This is a messenger RNA of Scatophagus argus, 3623 nucleotides long. RefSeq names its product protocadherin alpha-7-like. Gene Ontology annotation, molecular function: calcium ion binding. Gene Ontology annotation, cellular component: plasma membrane. Lineage: Eukaryota; Metazoa; Chordata; Actinopteri; Scatophagidae. The coding region runs from base 650 to 3067 and encodes 805 amino acids. The record is from RefSeq and is a predicted model, not a curated record. The transcript has a single exon. Gene Ontology annotation, biological process: homophilic cell-cell adhesion.
CAAUUUUAUCUCAAAAUAUCAAUUACCAAUUGCAUUGCAUCAUUGCUAUCACACAUUUUAUGUGUGUAAAUCUUGUUGUUCCUAUGUGUAAUUUUUUUGGAAUUUUGAAAACGCUGAACCGGUUUCUGAAAGUCUUACUGGGAACAGGAAUGUGUUGGAUCAGAUGGUGUGCUGACUGUAGAAGGUUUUCAUAUAUUUUUGCAGUUCUCUUGCUCAUUGUUCUAUCAGAGAAGAACAAUCGUGUUGUCUUUAACUAACAGGUGAUACACUGAUUGCUUUUGUUUUGGUAGCCUCGCAUUUUACUUCAUUUUUAAAAGCAUGUGAAAACACUGAGCCUCAGAAAUACCACUUGCCUCUCUGCACAAACUUUAUGAAUGCAGUUGUGGCAGAUGUCCACGGAGUGACGCUAUAGACCGUCACAUUUAGAGUUUCUGUGUAGUUCUUUCACGCUCCUCCCAGUUGUCGAUGAUGAUUUGGUUUCGUCCAGGCUUUGUCACAAAGAAAGAACGAAAGGAUAGAGGGAAGAUCUGUUUUAACCACGUGUAAAUUAUACAUUUGACGCAGUCUGAAGUUGUAUGUUUUAAUCGUUUUGAGAAUCGUGAACGGGUUUCCUAACACUGGAUGUGUAUUUAAAUCAUCUUAUGGAAUUAUGGCUGUAACGAGGACGUCUAUUGUUUCUUAUCUGCUGGUUGUGCUACUGGAGUGUUGCUGGGAGGCGGAGGCUGGGCAGCUCUCCUAUUCCGUGUUAGAGGAAGUGAAUCCGGGGACUUCUGUAGGAAAUAUCGCUAAGGAUUUAAACCUCAACCUUCAAGAUUUGGAAUCCCGUAUGUUUCAAAUCGUUACUGGAUCAAAAAGAAAAUAUUUCGAGGUAAACGUAAAGACUGGUGUUCUUUACGUGAAUGAGAGAAUAGACAGAGAAGAGCUUUGUGCGAAGGCACCAGAGUGCACAGUCAGUGUAGAAGCCGUCAUUAACAAUCCGCUGAAGCUUUAUCGCUUAGAAAUAAAUAUACUAGAUGUUAACGACAACGAUCCCCUAUUCACCGAGAAGUCUCAAAUUGUAGACAUAGCGGAGAAUACUCUGCCUGGGAUGAAAUUCGCUUUGUCAGAAGCCAUCGAUGCAGACGUAGGUAAGAACACGGUUAACGCGUUUAAAUUAACACCAAAUGAGUAUUUCUCUCUCGCUACGAUCAAAACAGGAGAAAGUGUGUCUGCCGAAUUAGUUUUACAGAAAACGCUGGAUCGAGAGAAGCAGCCUGUGAUACAUCUCACCCUGACUGCCAUAGACGGAGGGAGUCCGCCGAGAUCUGGCACGUCUCAGAUCAUUAUUCACGUUUUAGACAACAACGAUAACCCUCCAGUGUUUAGUAGCCCCCUGUACAAAACUCGCAUUUCUGAAAACACGCCAAUUGGGACGACAGUGAUCACACUAAAUGCAACCGACGCGGAUGAGGGGACAAAUGGUGAGAUAGUUUAUUCCCUGAGAAGCAAAGGGCAGGACCGCAUAUUAGAGAUUUUCAGUAUUGAUCCCUUAACGGGUGGGAUUAUGGUCAAAGCUAAUGUCGAUUAUGAACAAUAUACAGCAUUCGAGAUCCGCGCAGAAGCAAACGAUAAGGGCCAGCCGCCAAUGUCUGCUCACUGUAAAGUGCUGGUUGAAGUAAUUGAUGUAAACGACAACGCUCCGCAGAUCACAGUGACGUCACUGUCCAAUACUGUGAAGGAGGAUGCUGACCCAGGUACUGCGAUUGCACUGGUAUCCAUUCUAGACAGUGAUGGCGGAAGAAAUGGCGAAGUAAAAUGUAAAAUCUUAAAUCGGGUUCCCUUUAAACUAGAGACAAACUACAAAAACUAUUACUCUUUAGUUGUUGGCGGGGCUCUUGACAGAGAAAUCACCUCCAGCUACAACGUUACAAUCUCCGCUACCGACGAGGGCACUCCUCCCCUCUCCAACACUAGCGUUAUUACUGUUCACGUUUCUGAUGUAAAUGACAACUCGCCUCGUUUCCCAGAACCUGUGGUAAAUGUUUACGUUAAAGAAAACGGUAACGUUGGAGUAAUUAUUAAAACAGUAUCUGCAUCUGAUGCGGACAUUGACCUGAAUAGCCAGGUGAGAUAUUCAUUUUUACGCAACAACAGUAACUCGGUCCCAGUGUCUACAAUGGUGAACAUCAACUCAGAGACUGGAGAUAUAGUCAGCCUGCAGUCCUUUAACUACGAGGAGCUCAAAACCUUCCAGUUUAAAGUUCAGGCCACAGACUCUGGUGUUCCUCCGCUCAGCAGCAACGUGACUGUCAACGUUUUCAUCCUGGAUGAAAAUGACAAUAAUCCAGCCAUUCUGGCGCCCUAUUCUGAGCACGGCUCCGUUAACAGUGAGAGCAUCCCCUAUUCUGCUGAAGCGGGAUACUUUGUGGCAAAGAUCAGGGCUGUAGACGCAGACUCUGGAUACAAUGCGCUGCUCUCUUAUCACCUGUCUGAGCCCAAAGGAAACAACCUCUUCCGGAUCGGAACCAGCACCGGGGAAAUCAGGACUAAGAGGAGAAUGAGUGACAAUGACCUGAAAACUCACCCCUUGGUGGUGUUGGUGUCUGAUGGCGGAGAACCCUCCCUGUCAGCUACUGUGUCUAUUGAUGUGGUGGUGGUCGAAAGCACAGCUGACAUCCAGACUCAGUUCAGACAUGUGCCCAGAAAGGAGGAGAGCUUCUCUGAUUUAAACCUGUAUCUGCUGAUCGCCAUUGUGUCGGUGUCAGUCAUCUUUCUGCUCAGCCUCGUCACUUUAAUAGCUGUCAAAUGUCACAGGACAGACGGCACUUUCAGCAGGUACGGCGCCCCAAUGAUCACCACCCACCCUGACGGGAGCUGGUCUUACUCUAAAGCUACUCAGCAGUAUGACGUGUGUUUCAGCUCAGACACGUUGAAGAGUGACGUAGUGGUUUUCCCCGCACCGUUUCCGCCUGUAGAUGCGGAGCUCAUCAGCAUUAACGGAGGAGACACUUUUACACGGACUCAGACUUUACCUAACAAAGAAAAGGUAAGAAAUAGAAACAAUGAACACCAUCAGUGCAUAUAUUGAUUUUCAUAUUUAGCUUUAGCUGCGUUACCCAAGGGCAAACACUUGCACAGGAGACUGCAAUUGUCCAUUGGUGGUUUUAAGGUGGUGCACGUGUGGUUUCCUUCAUCAGAGAUAGUAGCACGCUAUUAUGAGCUCUCUGGCAACAUAUAAAGUCUGCUAUAUUCACAGCCUGAUGCUGCCUGAUGGGAAAAGCGCUGUCCGUGGUGCUGAUAUCUCUCUGCGGUCCUCACUCUUCGGUACAUGCUUAAGAUGAACUCUGAUUACACGUGUCACAGUUUAUCAGUUCUCUGAACAUUUUGACAAAAAAAGAAAACAUAAACAUAUGCAAGAGGGCAAAAUAGUUUCACAGUAUACAGGCCUAAACUUUUCAUAUUCUAAAUAUUCAUAACAAGAUUAUAAGGAGAAAAACGAAGGUUUCUUUACUGAUCGUCGUUUUGGUAAAUGUGCCUUUAAAAAUAUUUUUCGUUGUUUACGUAUAUUAGUAAAUAUGUUCAGCAGCAAAAGCUCGGCACAGUCAUAUACCAUCAUUCAUUUAUUCAGCCACUUUUUCUCAUCU